Molecule: messenger RNA, 865 nt
Organism: Coturnix japonica (Japanese quail)
Lineage: Eukaryota; Metazoa; Chordata; Aves; Galliformes; Phasianidae
Source: RefSeq, a predicted model, not a curated record
AUAACGUGGUUAGGGUUAUGGUUUGGUUUGGGGUUAGUGAUCUCGGUUCUGCCGUUCAGCUGGUGUCACUGGGGUUUUAUAGGGUCAGAUGGACGCCUCGGACCCCCCCGACCCCCCCGACCCCAACAUGGAUCUGCUCCCGGCCGUGCCCAUUACACUCGCCGAUCGCAGUGAGGGGGGGUCCCCGGUGCCGCCCCCCCCCCCAAAAGGUUCGGUCCAUUCGGGGUCGCUCUGUGCCCUGUUGGCUUCCACCGCCGUCCGGCUGUGCCCGGGCCGCCCCUCGCCCCGUAUGGCCUUCGCCCCCGUCGCCCCCGACCCGCACAGCGACAGCCGUGUCCCCGCCAUCCUGGAGCGCAUCAUCGCCCGGGUUGUGGAGCGGAAGAUCCAGGAGCGGGACGGGGGAACGGCCGGACCCUGCGCCCCCCCCCCCGGGACCCCCCCCACGCACCAGCUCCUCGCGCCGGGGGGGCAACUGUGGCUGCACGACCCCCCCCACGCCAACAGCUACGGGCUGUUCCGGCAGCACUGGAGGCAGGGACAGUUGGACCCGGCGCUGGGGGGGCCCGGGUGGUUGUUUCCCCGCGGGGGGGGGCAGCAGGAGCUGGAGGUGACGGAGCUGCGGGGGCACAGACGGAAACGGGUCGGAAGCAGCGAGUUCUGGGAUGGAUUCGGAACCAGCGCGGCGCAGCCCGGCCCCUCGGAGCUGCUGAAGCUGGAGUGCAGCAUCGGGGACACGCAGCAGCGCCGGGUCGCGCUGCCGUUCCCGGAGUAUUGCGACCCCCACGGACAACUCAACCUCGUGUCCCACCUGCAGACAUGGCCGGGAUGGAUGCGGCCCCGCGUCUGUGCGGCGUAUGGUGAGUGA